UUCAUAUAAAUUCUCUUUUUUGAAAUGAAAUAUAAAAACUAAGCAAACACUCCAUAAAGGAGUUUUUCAAGAUCUUCAUCAAAAAAUUCAUUUUGUUCUUCUUUCUAGGUUUCAAGCAGCAAAACAAGACUGACAUAAUUUGACUACAUUAAGAAGAAAGUAAAAGAAAUAGUGAUGGGCUCAAGCUCUGGUUCCCGAGUUCCGACGUUCUCCGGUGAGGCUGCAGCUUUCCCGAAUUGGUCGAUAAGGAUGAAAAAACAUUUAUUUUCAGAAGGGUUGUUGAACUUGGUGGAAGAAGGGUACAAGAAACCCGAGCCUGCAGAAAUUCUUGCUGCUGCACAAAUGAAAGAGCUGAAACAAGAUAUGGUGAAUGAUGCAAAAGCUUUGUCUCUAAUUCGUUCCUCCCUCUCACCCAACAUCGUUCUACGGAUCUCUUCCGCAACCAGCGCAAAAGAUGCUUGGGACACCAUCCACACCAUGUUUCACAACAAAACAACUGAGAAUGAAGUUGGGAGUGGCAGUGAGGAUAAAGUCACAUAUCUUUCAGGGGAUAAACCUUUCUUCGACAUGUUUCUGAUGAGGUCCACAAUGAAACCUCUUUGUCAAAUGAUUUUUCCAAAUCGAGUGGAGUCGUUGCUGCCAUCGACGAAUCUCCAAGCGACGGUGAGGUGCUCGGGAAAAAUCCAUAAGAUACAUUUCUACGGGCAAAGGAAGCAAAAGGGGUUUGGUAGUGGAUGGAGGCAAUUCUUGGACCACCAUAAUCUAGUGGAGGGCGAUGCUGUCGUGUUUGAAGUUAUUGAAAGCAAUGAUUCUAAUCUGGAUCUCAAUCUCCACAUACUCAGAUCUGCCCUUCCACCUGAGUUGGAAGAAGAGAUUAAGAGGAGGAGAGCUGAAUCAAAAGUUAUUAUAAAAGUUGAUGAUGAUGAUGAAGAUGAAGCAGUCAGUUUGGUGAUAUGAUAUUCCAUGUAUGUUUUUCUGUAUUGUGUUUGCUCUGAGAACUGUUGUGGAUGAGGUGCAAUUGUCUUUAAAAGCUGAGUUGAUCGGAUGGAAUGAGAUGCCAACACUAUGUUCGUUUUUAUUAUUAAGUUAUUUUCGGGACGAGUUAAAGCAUACCUAAUA
Molecule: messenger RNA, 1119 nt
Organism: Sesamum indicum (sesame)
Lineage: Eukaryota; Viridiplantae; Streptophyta; Magnoliopsida; Lamiales; Pedaliaceae
Molecular function (GO): DNA binding
Source: RefSeq, a predicted model, not a curated record